AUGCGUGUUUACUGUCUGACACGUUCCGAGCGUGAACUCAAAGAGACGGCGGUGGCUCGCACGAUCCGGAACUUGGAUCCUCAACUGCAUCCCUUUGAGCGCGCAAGGGAGUACAAGCGAGCACUCAACUCAGCGAAGAUUGAGCGUGCACUGGCGAGGCCGUUGGUUGCCGCUUACGAAGGCCAUGCCGACGGUAUUUAUGCUAUGAGUGUGCACCCCAUCCGAAUGGCCGAGGUCGCAACUGCGAGCGGCGACGGUGAGGUACGUAUAUGGCGCUUAUCGCAACGCAGCGCAGGUUCGGGAGAGAGUCUCGUGCAGAGCCGCCUCGGACACGCUGCCCCUGUAUGUGGUCUUACAGCAACGUGUGACGGACGUUUCCUGCUCUCAGCGAGCCAGGGAGACGCGGUGCAGUCCGUUGUCCAGCUGUGGCGCUGGCCUGUUGCAGACGGAGCGAGUACCUGGACUCCGCUAUGUUCCUAUAGACGCCUCCGGGGGGGUUUCGGCGACGUCAGCGCCUCGCCCAGUCAAGGCGCAGUUUUUACGACAGGUUCUGAGGACGGUUUGAUUGAAGUUUGGGACUUCCAUCGCUCAGAGCCUCUGACACGGUUUGUAAGUCAUGCGGAACUCCCUGUCGCUGUGCGACGACUGCAUUACCAUCCCUCAGAGCCGGCUUUGUUGGGUGCAUGCCUUGCGAGUCGCGAGCUAGCAGUCUAUGAUACUCGUGAGAAAACCAUGCUGACGCGCUACCGGCUGCCGAUGCAGUGCAACGAUUUAUCUUGGAAUCCGAUGCGGCCUUUCCAGCUUGCCGUAGCCUGCGACAAUCACGAUGCGUACCUCUUCGAUAUUCGACGCAUGGAUCGGCCGCAGCAGCUAUAUCAUGGACACGUUGGUCCAGUGCUCAGCAUCUGCUUCGCGCCAACUGGGCAUGAAUUGUGCACCGGCAGCUAUGAUAAUACAGUGCGAAUCUUUGACUGUAGAGAGAGCAAAUCCCGCGAUGUAUACUUUACCAAACGAAUGCAGCAUGUGUUCCGAGUGCGAUAUACCAGCGACGCGCGCUUCAUUCUCAGUGCUAGUGACGAUGGCGAUCUCCGAGUUUGGAAGACGAACGCCGCCGAACCGUUGCGGCAACUGCUGGUGCGCGAGAAACGGAGCUUGCAGUAUGCGCAGAAACUGCGCGAACGCCACCGGUACCUGCCUCCAGUCCGUCGCAUUUUGCACAGCCGAUUCCUCCCUCGAUACCUCCAUAACGCAACGUUGCAGAAAAGAGAAGAGUUGAAAAGUCGUCAACGAAAAGAAACUCGGCGUCGAUUGCACACUCGCCGCCGAUAG
Messenger RNA from Cyanidioschyzon merolae strain 10D, 1329 nucleotides. Its product is annotated as U3 snoRNP component Sof1p. The coding region runs from base 1 to 1329 and encodes 442 amino acids. The record is from RefSeq and is a predicted model, not a curated record. Gene Ontology annotation, biological process: maturation of SSU-rRNA from tricistronic rRNA transcript (SSU-rRNA, 5.8S rRNA, LSU-rRNA). Gene Ontology annotation, molecular function: protein binding. The transcript has a single exon. Gene Ontology annotation, cellular component: small-subunit processome; nucleolus. NCBI's taxonomy places the organism in Eukaryota, Rhodophyta, Bangiophyceae, Cyanidiales, Cyanidiaceae.